Centrocercus urophasianus (Greater sage-grouse) is the source of this 4997-nucleotide messenger RNA. It is a transcript of the gene SH3D19, whose product is annotated as SH3 domain containing 19. Gene Ontology annotation, molecular function: protein binding. The coding region runs from base 623 to 3796 and encodes 1057 amino acids. The transcript is spliced from 25 exons. The record is from RefSeq and is a predicted model, not a curated record. NCBI's taxonomy places the organism in Eukaryota, Metazoa, Chordata, Aves, Galliformes, Phasianidae.
UGUGUAUCUGUGGCCUUCUGAAGUCUUUGUGUAUUAGCAGAUAAUGCUGUCAAGAGAAGUGAAGAAGUGAAGAGUGAGAGUGAAGACACACUUUUUCUACGGGCAUGUAAAGCAAAAAAAAAAAAAAGUGCCUCUAAGCUUUGAAUACUUGUAGCAUUUGCACACAGGCAGUGUGAAUACACCAAUGGACAACAUAUCCUGAGGAGUUCUACCUAGUGGCUCCCAGCAUAGUGAAAAUUCUAAGUCAUGGCCUGAAGCAGUGAUUGAGCAGGGCCAACCCAGGGGAGCUCAGAUAUAUGCAAUGCACCUAAGUGAGCAGAGGGGUGGAACCAGCAUCCAGACCUCAUUUAAGGGCUGGCAGUGGAGGCAAGGGAAUCUCGCUGGAGAUCACUGUGUACCCGAGGCCUUCCAAGGAGAUAAGGCCUUCUGGUGAACCUCUUUAGAGUGUCUGUGGCAGAAUUGCACCGUAGAGGAAUUCCAUACCCAGACUGGAUCAAUUGCAAGGCAUUGAUCUGGCAUUGGAAUUUGUGAGGUCUUUUAGCCAACACCCACUCCUCUCAUGCAGAGCUCAUCUGAAGCAUGUGACUUUUGACAACACGUACUUGUGGUGACAGGUCUUCUCAUGAUGGAGCAGGACACCUGCCCCGACUGCACCCUGCAUCUUUCAGGAUGCCAGAGCCCUGCCGUGAUGACACCUGCACCUCCACGAACUGCUCGAGUUCCCGGUUUGCCAGCUCCCUCGCAGUAUCCUGAUGUGGACUGGGUGAACAAUUUCAACAAGGGGCUAAAAGAUCGCUCUGAAAGAAACAAACCAGACUGCCGCUCUUCAGGCCAAGGACCCUUGUCAUCCAUAAGAGCAGCAAUCAAGAGAUCUUCUCGAACUUCUAGCCACAGUGAACAGCAGAGGGAUAGAAGGCGUCCUGAAAUUACAAUAGUUGCUGCUGAACCCCUGCGGCCAUCCUCCUGGUUUCCAGGUGCAAGUCCUGUUGCUCCUCAAGGAUUAGGAUUCUCUUCUGCUUCACCUCAUGCUCAGUGGAGGACAAAUGAGCUUAUUCCAGCUGAGCUUCCUCCAUCUUAUGAGCAGGUGAUAAAGGAAAUAAAUCAAGUGCAAGUGAAUACAACAAAUAACAAUAAUGCUGCUGCUCCUAGGCAUACCACUUCUUCUGCAACACAAACUGACUUUCCACAGGAAUUAAUCAGCUGUUUGCCAGGAAGUAAUGAAAAGAGCAGUGUGCCUACACACGGGGAAUCUACCAACUAUCCAGUAGGGCCAGGUCUCCUGAAACCUCCUAGGCCUUCUGCACCUCUCUUGAACAGAUCUUCAGAAAAUGAGACUUCCUUAUUAGUUAAUGAAAAUUCUGAAGAUCAGAGGCACCAAGAAAAUCCCAAUGCUGUGAUAUGUCCUGUGCCAAAGCCAAGAUCAAGAAGCAAUCUCAGACCUGUAGUCAAAAAUACUCAAAGUCAGAUAGGAGACAAUGGAGAAGAAGUGAACCAGUCUGACACGAAGAGGCUGCAACUUUCAGUUCAGCAGUCGUCUGUCUUAGAUGAUAGCUUACUAGACAAUCACUUGACAGUGGACAGCAUGAGUACAGGCAAGAGCCAAAGUAGUAUUGUUUCAAGGAUCAAAGUUUUUGAAACCCAAGGAGCUAAUGAUACCUCAGGAUUAUUAAAGAAACCAGAAAUUGCCCCUCGUACAUUCACCACAAGACCUGUACCUGCAAAGAAGCCAGUAGUUGCUCCAAAGCCAGGGGUAGACAGAGUUUCGGGAGAGUGGGAUGCAUGGACAGAAAGCAAACCAAUACCUUCUUCCAGAGAAUUGCAGCUUCAACCUGAAGCAGUUGGGAGUAGUGUUGUAACCAAACCUGAACUGCCAAAGAAACCAAAACCUGGCCUUGAAAAAAGUAGCAGUAGCGAUUUUCUUGAUGCAAAGAGUGGCUCAGUUGCAGAGAACAGCCAUGAACAAAGAAAGUUUCCUGUUCCCGCUCCAAGGCCUCUUAUUCCUAAGAAGUCACAUUCUGCAGAAAAUCCUGCCCUUUCUUUGGUCCCUCUAAAACCUAUCUCUGCUCCACCACGGACUUCUGUAUCUGCCCAGGAGAAGGUUUUCAAGUCUGUGGGGGAAUUGUCACCCACAGAGAACUCCUCAGCACCUGCUUCGCAAAGUAAGCUAGAUCUGGGAGGAGAUCUGAUCAGUUUUGAUGAUGAUGUUUUGCCUCUAAGUCCAUCUUGUGCAGUUAAAGACAGCAUCAGUUGUGAAGCAGCAGCAGAUCCAUUCCAGUUCCUUCCCAAAAUUGAACCGGCAAAGGAGCAGGCGGCUCAACCAGCUGUAGCACGGAAACCCACUGUUAUCCGAAUCCCAGCUAAACCUGGAAAAUCUUUAGAUGAAAUCCCACAUAGCCCUCCUCCACUUCCUGCUGAAAAGCCUAUUGGCAACACCGCUGACAUCGCAGUGGGCAAACCCAACAGUGGUGACCUAGUAAAAAACAUGGAUCUGAGUAAUUCGGAACAGGCUGGAGCAUCUCAACUAGAACCUGCAUUACCCCCAAGGCCUGUGGAUGGAAAAAUUAUACCAGCUCGACCUCCCCCACCUAAAGGUGUUCCCGGAAGGCCACCUCCACCAAAACUCUCUGCAACCAAGACCUCCUCCCAGAAGGAUGCUCUUUCCCGAUCCACUUCUUACGUUGCUUAUGAUAAAAAGCCAAGCAAGCUCAGAUUGGGACCCAAGAGAACAAAAAGCCAAGUCAUAAAAAAACAAGAUCCUGCUUUACCUCCUAGACCUAGGCCAGGUCAUCCCCUCUACAAUAAAUACGUGCUGUCUGUGCCUCGUGGAGUUGCCAAGGAAAAUUGCCUUCCCAGAAACCGUGGAGAACUGUCUCGUAAGGAUUCAAACAGCUCUCCGAAAGUUUCUGACACAAGUGCUCCCCAUGCUGUAGCACUGCAUGAUUUUUCUGCAGAGCACGCUGAUGACUUGGACCUUCGUUCCGGAGAUACUGUUUAUCUUUUGGAGAGAGUUGAUGCCAAGUGGUACAGAGGAAAAUGUGGGAAUCGCACAGGGAUAUUUCCUGCCAGCUUUGUUCAAGUGAUUGUUGAUAUUCCAGAAGAUGGCAAAAGGAAAAAAAUACCCUGCUCUUCACAAUCCAUUAAAGGCCCAAGGUGUGUAGCACGAUUUGAAUACAUUGGAGAUGAGCGAGACGAACUCAGUUUUUCAGAAGGUGAAACAAUUAUCCUUAAAGAAUAUAUAAAUGAAGAGUGGGCCAAAGGAGAGCUCAGAGGCGCGUCUGGAAUUUUUCCCUUGAACUUUGUGGAAGUAAUUGAAGAUCUGCCUGAAAAAGGUACAGGAGGAGCACUAAAGAAAAAGGCGGAGGUUUCUUCUCCCCUUCUUCAGAACAACCGAUGCUCAGUAGAGUGGUGUGAAGCACUUCAUGAUUUUACAGCAGAAACCAAAGAUGACUUAUCCUUUAGAAAGGGAGACUACAUCCAAAUACUGGAACAAGUAGAUUCUGAGUGGUAUAGAGGAAGACUGAAUGACAAGGAAGGGAUUUUCCCAGCAGUUUUUGUUCAGACCUGCUCAGCCAGGGUAGAGACAUCACAGUCUCUAGGAGGGAAGAAAAAAAAAGCCCAAGCUCUCUACGACUUUCAUGGUGAAAAUGAAGAUGAGCUUUCCUUUAAAGAGCUUCACUUUCUUCUAGAAGUGCUAUACGCUUAUGUGUCUCCAUCACGCGCCUCAAGGAUGAAGAUCACACAAAGCUUUAAUGAGCUACAAACUGGAUUUUUAAUUGCACUAGAGGGAUUAACAUGAUAAAAACCAUUACAGCAUGUGUGCUAUCCUAGAAAGAUAGAAACAUCAUAUUCUGUACAGCUGUUAUUGAGUUUUAACAUCCCAACAAGCCUGUCCUGAACUCCUGUGGAAUUCAACUUAAAUUGAAGUCCACCUCUGAGGCAACUCUCUCCAACCUCUGCUACCUGGAGCUGCCCAUGGCUCUUUAUACAGAUAAGCCAGCCCUUGCUUUCUGUAGGACUUAGGCAAAACAAAUGAGAGAUUCCUCCAAUGCAAUGAACACCUAAGAGAGAUUUCUUACUUUUUGACUUAAACUGUGGGCCACCCUCUUGAAACUCGCUUCUUCCAUUAUGAUCUCUACCAAGACAAAUUCUCAAUUUCUUAUAAGCAGAACAUGAGAAGAACAAAAAAAACCACUCCACCAAACACAGUACCAGGUCUUCAAAAAAUAUACAAUCACUGUGGUGGGAGGAGGAGGCUUAAGUGUAUAAUUUUUACUUAUUGUUUGCCUGGCAGUUUUUUAAGAUUUUGAUACAAGUCUCCAAGUAGAACUGAAUUUUUAAAUUUUUUUUUUUCAGUUUCCUCUCCCACAUUUUUAUAGCUGUAAUAUUGACCAGUUGCUUUUCUAUCUUCCACUGAAUGUUUUAAGUCAGUGCCUGUCAGUAGGUAAGUUCACUCUUCUUACAUUAUUCAUUUCCUCCCAAUCUUGCUGGGAAGGAAAAGCAGCAGAGCCUUAAAAGUCUGGGCAAGGAGUGCCACCUACAUGCUGUUUACAUUACUGCAGACAGCUAACCUAUUAAAAGUUGUAGUUAGUGGCUUGCCUUACACAGAAGUGACUGUUAAAGACUUCAUGCCUACUAUCACCAUGAAACUGCAUACAGAUGAUAGAAUUAAGGUGUACAGUACGCUGCAGAAAAGGAAGAAUGAAACUGAACACCCUUCCUAACUGCAAUAUAGUAGCAAGUUUCAGCUGUAACCCCAAACUUCAGCCAGAGCCCCAAACAAAAAACAAACAAAAUACACAAAAGUGUAAUAAUAAAAGCUUUGAUAAGCAAAGCUUCUAUUGUUUGUCCCACCUCUGGAACUAUCUUGAGGAAGAGGACUUCGUUCUAUGUGCAGAUAACAGUGUCAUAAAUAAAUCUUUGUUAAGUCUAGUACAUUUGUUAUGGUACCUCUGUAAAUUAAAAAUGUAUUUAACCAAUAAAUUUUUAUAAUUACAUUA